Molecule: messenger RNA, 3428 nt
Organism: Hyaloscypha bicolor E
Lineage: Eukaryota; Fungi; Ascomycota; Leotiomycetes; Helotiales; Hyaloscyphaceae
Product: subtilisin-like protein
Exons: 4
Coding region: 236-3268 (1010 amino acids)
Biological process (GO): proteolysis
Molecular function (GO): serine-type endopeptidase activity; protein binding
Source: RefSeq, a predicted model, not a curated record
ACAUCGUACUUACACUUCUGGUGUUUGUGCAGGCGCAACCUGCAUCUCUCUCUGAACUUGGAGCAAUCCAGCUGAUUUGCAUUUUCGCUCUCCCGAGGCUUGAGCGUCCACCUUUCAUUCCCUCCCCCGUGAAACCCGUGAGGCCCGUGAUAGAUAAGGUAAGAUACCGCAACGAUUGUGCAAUGCCAGGAGCGAGCGAAGCUUUUUUGCGGACCACGCGUGACACAACGGCAUCAUGGCACCGCAUGCGGAUCUAGAUGAUGAGCCAGAAUCCAUCGAUGUGGAGAACGACGAAGAACUAGCCAGUGAAGGAAGUGAUGAGGAUAACGAUGAGGACUACGGAGAGGACUACGGAGAGGAGGAGGAGAUCGACGUGAAGAAGCGAUUAGACGAAAUCAUUCUUGACCUCAAGUCUGGCGCGUUGGACCUGACAAACUCCUCACAGCGCGAUUCCUUCAUCGCGCGGAACAACGAUGUUUUUAGAGCGAAGACCCUCGACGAGGACCAGUCUAACAUGCUACACCUGUUGGCGCUGGGCGACAAGGAAACCUUGCCCCCAAUAGAACAGCUCGACUCGCUCGUGAAGAUUCUAGUGCGACUGCCCGAGAAUCUGCUUGCUGAGAAGGAUGGAGACCGCAAGACACCUCUCUAUAUCGCAGCCACGCGUGCGAAGAAGGUCCAACGGUUGCUUCGCACCAUGUGUGAAGCCCACGAGACCAUCGACGACGUUCUCGCCAUCCAAUGCUCGGAGAAACAGACCUGCCUCCACAGCGUGAUUUGCAAGAGGAUCCCGCAGGUCCAUAUCUUGUUCCUCAUCGGCUUGGCUGGAAAGAAGACAUUAUGUGUUCAGGAUAAUCAGGGUAACACCCCACUUCAUUAUGCCGUCAAGUACGAGUUCUGUUCCGAGGAGCAGAUCAAAAUCGUCAAAGCUCUUGUGGCAAAGUCCGACGCGGGAAUGGAUAUUGUGAACAGCAAGGGCUUGUCGCCAUACCGCUUCCACGAAGAGACCCACACAGAGGCAAUCAACCAGGCUAAGAAGGCCCAAGAUAUCGCCCUUCAGAGAGAAGGUGGAGGAAAAGAGCCUGACCGAGGUGGUGGUAGUAGCCAAGGUAAACCAGAGGGUUCAGUGAUGGAUGGCUUGGGGAAGCAAGACCGGCCGGAUCAUAGACAAUACAGGCCGCAUCGUCCACCGUCAACCCACAGCUUCCGAAUGGUGCAAAGAGUAAACACUAUGUCAAACGCGCCCCCCGGGAAGUAUGGUGUUGGCGCUUCAAGAGCGGCGGCAGCACAGGUGGUGGAUUUGCCAAAGAACAAGUCGACUAUAGGGAUAAAUGAAGACCCUGGCGCGGAUGGUAGUGUAGUUGGGAAGGAUCGUGCGAAGAGACCAAGCGCCGGUCUCAAGAACAGAAAGCCAUCAAAAGGGCAGACGAAGUCCAAAAAGGACUCGAAAGAGUGCACCAAGCCGUCACUUGACGCCGCCAAUGCAAUCAAGAGCUUCCUCAAACUGCAUUAUCUGAGGACAAGGAAGCACGAUGAGGCUGUCGAGUUCCUGUAUGGCCCUUCACAAGAACGCCAGAUCUAUUUUGAUCUGUACGGUUGCGGCCCGACCAUCAGCCAGAGCUGGAUUAAGAGCGGCGUCGAGUAUCUCAAGUUUGAGGAUGUUCUCCAAUAUGUAGCGGUACCACAAGUUCGAGUUGAAGGCCCGCAGGGUCCACAAAGUUCUAACAAGGGACAUUCCAGGGCUGAUGGUCCGGGCCGCACCGAUCUGGACUUCCUUUUCAGGUGGCUCAAGGAGCAGAGGAACGUCAAGACCAUUCUCAGGGUUAUUGUAGACGAUCUUAAGGAGCCAGCGCACAGCGACGACGCCAUUGAGAAGGCGCUCAAAGGGAUGAGUGUGGAGGACUGGGAUUGGCGCAAGAUUGAUUUGUGCAGCGAGGUCAUUCACACGGUAGCGCCAAUGGUGCGGACUGUGCAUCUCUAUUGGGGCGGCAACAAUACGAUUCUGAGAGGGUGGAGUGAGCCAGAGGGCCUGGCAAAGCUGGAGAAACUGGAAAAGGUGCAUUUGCAUGAGCGACAGGGACUUGAAACCUUGGAGCGUUCAAAGCAAUACGUGCAGGCAUUCAAAGACCGCAUGAAGAAGCACUGCCCCAAAGUCGUGGUAGAAUCGAUCUCUAAGCAGCACUCUACCGUCGAAGGGAGUGCAGCAGCACAGGUAGACGCUCAGCAGGCAGAGCAAGAGGUGCAGCAUCGAUGGUUAGCGACCAUGGACGCUUACGCCGACGUGCUGCAGAACAUGGCACAAAACAUCGAACCACCGCUAGUGCUCGAGGAGCCUAUCACAGUAGCAUUGAUUGACGACGGCAUCGACAUCAAAGACAUCUCACUGCAGAGCAGAAUUGUGGGAGGCCGAAGCUUCUGUCACCGAAGCAUGGAGCAGAACCUCAACCAGCCGUAUUAUGUGUCGAGCGGCGGUCAUGGAACCGCAAUGGCGGGCUUGAUCUGUCGAGUGUGCCCUGGCGUGAGGCUUUAUGUGCUGAAACUAGAUGAAUAUGUGAUCGAGGCUGGGAAGAGGCAGAUCACCGCCGAGAGUGCAGCAAAGGCUAUUCAAGCCGCCGUGGACAAAGGUGUGCAAAUAAUCUCCAUGUCAUGGACCAUCGAACGGACAGAAAUGAACACCAAAGGCAUCGGCCGGCUCGAGAAGGCCAUCGAGCUUGCAGCCAACGAAGGCAUCCUGAUGUUCUGCGCGGCGACCGACCAAGGCGUGUACCGGGACCGCAGCUUCCCAGCCGCGUCAUCCACCAAGAGACUCUUCAAGAUCGGCGCGGCCGAGGCAUCCGGCACCGCGUCCAAGUGGAUCGGCGACCAGAGCGCCAUCGACUUCAUCUUCCCCGGGCAGAACGUCGAGCCGCGGACCGGCGAUGGGCCCCUCGACAAGCACACCUCCUUGACCGGGUCGUCGGUGGCGACGGCGCUGGCUGCCGGCCUGGCAGCCGUCAUCCUGUACUCUGUGCAGGUUGGUGCCCUUAAUCCGACGGAGAGAGCGAAGCAUAAAGGCCUUACGAUGGAAGACUUCCGCACCCUAAGGAAGCAUGAGCGCAUGAAAGAGGCGUUUCUGGAGAUCGGCACUACGGGCGAAAGCGAUAAGAAGUACAUCGCGGUCUGGGAACGGUUCGACGAGGUGGUGAAGAAGGCGAAAAGCCAGGAGCCGGACACGGUCAUCGACGUUGUGUCUGGGUUGGCUAAUUUGCUGAAGAAGAGACAGUUAUAAUAUUCUCGCGAUUACUUUUCAGGGCGGGGGUCUUCAACGAUCACAAAUAUUCACUUUGUUUCUUGGGUGCGUGAAUCUGCUUUCUACUCGAAGGGAAUAUAACAAUUUCCACGACUUCGCACUCCAAAGUCUCGUCACACCUUCUACAAACAAAUCGAGU